GUCCGGCGUGAGGCACGCGCACGUACAAGCCCGUACAAGCGUUGUCGUGCAGAUUACUGUCCCAUCGGAAGAGUUGCAUUUGACUUUUAAUGCACUUUGAGGCCAUGAACAGUUCGAGACGAUGAGCUAAUCUGGGCCGCAGUUCGCUCGGCUGGGCUCAGAUAAGUGUUGGCGGAGGAGGGACGGUGAGUGAAUGAAACGUCGCCCGCAGCAGUGGAACAAAGGGGUCCUCUUCCCUGGACCUCACCAUUGUUUAACCCGGAGCGAGGGCGCCUCUUUCCCCAAGUGGUCCGAAGGUAAGGGGCAUCCUGUGCUCCAGUCAUGACCGCUGGGAAUGGCAAUACAAACAGUAGCCGAUACAGAGGAGAGAGCAAGCCAGCCCAGACCGUAGUUAAAUCCCACAUCCUGACCCAUUUAAUAGAGGGCUUUGUUAUCCAGGAGGGUGCUGAGCCUUUCCCUGUGGAACGUCCUUCUUUCUCAGUUGAUUGCCUCAGAAGACACACGUCUGACUCAAGAAUGAAUGGGCUUUCAUCAAAGGAUUUAAAGGCUCACCAAGAGCCCAUGCUUACCUGUGAGCUUUGUGGCAAGGUGGACUUUGCGUACAUCUUCAGAAGGUCCAAGAGGUUCUGUUCGACACUAUGUGCGAAAAGAUACAAUGUAGGAUGCACAAAAAGAAUGGGUCUCUUCCCAAACCGCAAAUCUACCACUGAGGACAUGAAGAAACAAAGAGGACUGAACGAAAACAACAAAAACUCCAGUUUGGAGUCAAAAGACAAGGCGUCUUCCUGCGUGCGGAAGUCUGCUGGUCACAUGACUCACGCCGCACAGGGAGAAUCGAGCCAAUGUUCAGACUUAUCCAGCUAUAAACCAGACCCGCCCCCUCUCUCGGCCCACCAGUGGGGGCCUCGAGCGCAAGGCACUGAAGUCCCAAGGGACCCCAGCCAGUGGAACGUGGACGACGUUUAUGUUUUCAUCUGCUCUCUGCCAGGUUGUCUGGAGAUCGCGGAAGGCUUUCGUUCGCAAGAGAUCGACGGUCAGGCUCUGCUCCUGCUGAAGGAGGACCAUCUCGUGGGGGCCAUGAACAUCAAACUGGGCCCCGCGCUCAAGAUCGCUGCCCAAAUUGGCAUGCUCAAAGACAAAGUUAAUUGACAAAAUUACAUCACAAUGACGGCGAUUUCAAAUCCACCUGUUUUCCAAGCCUCAUGCCGUAGCUCAUCUCUCAUGCAUGCAUUUUAUAUUUAAUCUUUGGUGCAGGGAAUGAGUCAAAAUGUUACAUGGCGCGUAAUACUGUACGUGGGUACUUUCCAGAAGUCCUUUGUUUCACAGUAGUUAAAAGGUUAGUUUGUCACUUUUUUGCUAUAAAACCAGUGAUGAGCAUCAACAGUUUUUGAGUCUUUCCACAAAAUGCAGAAUAGCAGAAUUUGUUUAUUUUAGAGAGAUGCAAGCGUUUGUUGAUAUUUUGCAGAGCUUUUUGUAUGGUUUGUAAGCUGACAGACCCACAAUCCCUCAACAUAUCUUUUAUACAACACAUGCAUUAUUAGCACAGCGAACACAUUCUUGCAAAUUAAAAUAUUCCAGCCAAGAAACUAUAAUAAUCUCCUAACGGCGUGUGCACGGUGCAAAUGAUUGACAACACCUCUCGCUCACACCUUGUCGCUCGACUCUCUGAUUGGCUGUUCUUGUUGCGCCAUGACACAUUUUAAAUAAUUAGUUAGAGGCAUAUAAUGGGGCCAGAUGGAUGAUUUUUCAAAAGAUUAAUAAUACAGUGGAACCUUGGUUCACGAACAAUUUUUUUAUUUUUAAAAAUAAAAAUUACCUCGGGUUACACACUAUUUUCGGUUUAUGAACAGUCAUGGCACAGCCGGAGAAAGAUCAGAAGUUUGUGCUUUUCCCCACGCUGCAUAAAUAUCAUUGGCUCCGUGCUUCGGAUAUCUUUGUUUUUUGCCUAAAAUGGCCGCCACAUCCCGCAAAGCAAUGCAAAAGCUGCGCUCCAUUAUGGGAGGUGGUGGCCAUUUAAGGCUAGCAGUAACCACAGUGAACAUCAACAUUGCUGUACCCGAAAAGGCUAAGACACUGCAAAGUGAUUUGCUAGCGAACAGUUAUUUCAUUAUCAUAAAUUGUGUUCUCAGCUAUUUCUAUAUUGCAUGGUGUUUACUUUUUAACCACACAGUGAUCAAAAUAAGGUAAAUAUAAUGUCAUUCUGGAUUAAUUGCAUUUACAUUCAUUUUUGUUUAAAUUUGAGAACAAACAGGGUGAUGGAACAAAUUAAAUUUGUAACCCGAGGUUUCACUGUAUUCUAGUGUCAGGUCAUCCAGACCGUCCGUCUAACAUGUAUGACCAAAAUUUAUUUUUUUAAUUAUUUUUUUUAACCUGCAAACUUCCCCUUUAAAUACAUUGACACUAUUCACACAGCAAUCUGGGAUUUAAACUUAACAUUUCACUGAAUUGAUUCCAAAACAUUACAUCUUGAACAUGUUCAUGUAUUUUAUUAAAAAUAAUAUUUUCUUCA
Molecule: messenger RNA, 2509 nt
Organism: Phycodurus eques (leafy seadragon)
Lineage: Eukaryota; Metazoa; Chordata; Actinopteri; Syngnathiformes; Syngnathidae
Product: polyhomeotic-like protein 2
Exons: 7
Coding region: 322-1149 (275 amino acids)
Cellular component (GO): PRC1 complex; nucleus
Molecular function (GO): protein binding; zinc ion binding
Source: RefSeq, a predicted model, not a curated record